Molecule: messenger RNA, 677 nt
Organism: Cylicocyclus nassatus
Lineage: Eukaryota; Metazoa; Nematoda; Chromadorea; Rhabditida; Strongylidae
Source: the annotation of a GenBank genome assembly
AUUGAUAGCUGAUUAUUAAUUGGCGCAAAGGUUACAAAGCAUAAUACCAACAAAAGUGGUUGGCGGAAGAUACGCCUUCGCCAGGCACAAAAGAAGAAGCAGCACCCGGUUCUAAGAAAACGCUAUCGAUGGAGUGUCUGCAACGCCUGCAAAAGUUCGAUGAGGCCCUAACCUCGCUAGAGACAGCAUUGGCGCCUAUUCUCGAAGUUGGAUUCGAUGAUCACCUCAAAAGAACGGCUUUAGAACUUGUUCAAGUAGACGUAAUGACAAUGUUCGUGCUCAAUUCGCUGGGAUGGUGUUUGACGGCUCAGCAAGGCAAAGAUCCAAAAGACAGCGUUCAGUUGGCAGACGAACUCAAACGCACGAAGCAGUACGUGGAUCGAGUCAAGUCUAUUGAGCUGCGCAAAAGUGCUCCGGGUCUGAAUAGGCGAGUUGCAAAGGCUUUUGUUAGGAAUGCUCUCUGGGAGGUUCCUGGUAAGCGGGCAAAGCUAGAUGACUCUUUCGAAACGGAACUUGGUCAAACUGCCAGUGACCAUGAGAGUUUGGAUGCUGAGGAAGGUGAGCUCGAACCAGACAUGGAAGAUGUAGAUGACAGUCCUUACGUCGUAGCAAACGUUAAGUUUGAGGACGAACCUGAGCCACCACCUGCAAAAGUGAAAACAGGGAGGGGUACUUGA